UGCCAGCUGACGCUGGACCCCAGCACAGCAUACAGACUCCUGUCUCUGUCAGAGGGGAACAGGAAGGUGACAUGGGGGGCAGACUGGCCGCUAUAUCCUGAUCAUCCAGAGAGAUUUGACUGCCGCCCUCAAGUUCUGUGCAGAGAAAGUCUGACUGGUCGCUGUUACUGGGAGGCUGAGUGGAGUGGAGUUCAAGCCUGGAUAGGAGUGACUUAUAAGGGAAUCAGGAGGAAAGGAGACAGUGAUGACUGUGUGCUUGGAGCCACUGACAAGUCAUGGAUGCUGAGCUGCUCUCCUGACAGUUACUCUGUCUAUCACAAUUAUAAACAGACUCUCAUACCCAUAAAGCCCUCAGGCUCCCGCAGAGUAGGAGUGUAUCUGGACCGGGCGGCUGGUACUCUGUCCUUCUACAGAGUCUCCUCUGAUGGACUGACCCUCCUGUACAGCUUCACCUCCUCAUUCACUGAACCCCUCUAUCCAGGGUUUUAUGUUUAUAACUCCUCCGUAUCCCUGUGCACGCUGGGAUAGCUCGCUGUGUGCUGGAGGAAUCAUUUUUACCUUAUCAGAGUGUCACAUGUCGCUGCUUCUCCAUGGCAAAAAGGUAAAAUCUCUGCUUUUUAACCAGUAUAACCCUUUUUACUCUGUCUCAAGUGUGACGUGUCAGACAAAAAUAAAUGAAUGUUUGUUCAGUUGCCAAACUCGUGCAAAAUGACUUCUGUUCUAUGUUGUCUGUGAAUGCACAAAAACUGCCAAAACAAAUUCAUAGUACAUGCAGUUGUACCAAUAAAGUGAAUUCUGAUUCUGAAUAAAAUAAAAUGUAAUGAAAUGUAAUCCUGAUGAGUGGGGGGACUUUUCCCCUCCCCUGUAUAUGUACAAUUUAUAUAUUUCUGUCUAUAUAUUGUAUUUACUACCUGUACACUGACAAUAAAGGCUUCCUAUUCUGUCCUAUUAAUGUCCCGGUUCAGCGCUGCCCAAAGCGUAACUGAGUAACACACUUAAUCCGCGUCUCUGGUCGCAGCAGCCUGAUAUCGCAGCGGCGAUGCUUUGGCCAGCAGGGGGCGGCAGACGGCAGACAUUUUAUUAAUUCAAAACCUACAGCGGUCCUCAGGUAACUGAGUAAAGACAAAUAAUAUAAUCAAAUUAAUCAUAUGUUAACUAAGUAAAGAUAAAUGACAUUAAAUCUUAAUAAAGUAGUACUACAACAAAAAUUUUGUGAUGUUGCAAAAAAACACCUGAUCAUCAAUGAUGCCGUGUAGUAGGUGAUUACCAAUUACCAGA
Messenger RNA from Paramormyrops kingsleyae, 1278 nucleotides. The record is from RefSeq and is a predicted model, not a curated record. NCBI's taxonomy places the organism in Eukaryota, Metazoa, Chordata, Actinopteri, Osteoglossiformes, Mormyridae.